UUGAAACAGGUAAACAGCCACAAUAAAGCUCUGCAUAGAUGCGUGAUAGAAGCACGCCUGGCUUUCCGCCGCCACACCAUCUCACCAGAAUCAUCGAACUUCACUGAACCAAUAUACCAACCCCGAGAAGAAACUCAAUAUAAACCAGCUACGGAACUCGACCCUCGGACAAUUCCGAAUGACGUAACAGAAAGUUCCCGUGAACUGUGUGGAAUCAUGACACAUCCGCCCGCGACGCAGCGUCACGUAGAACUGAAGUCUAAAAGUAAAACACAAGACAGGGUAAACAGCCACAAUAAAGCUCUGCAUAGAUGCGUGAUAGAAGCACGCCUGGCUUUCCGCCGCCACACCAUCUCACCAGAAUCAUCGAACUUCACUGAACCAAUAUACCAACCCCGAGAAGAAACUCGAUAUAAACCAGCUACGGAACUCGACCCUCGGACAAUUCCGAAUGACGUAACAGAAAGUUCCCGUGAACUGUGUGGAAUCAUGACACAUCCGCCCGCGACGCAGCGUCACGUAGAACUGAAGUCUAAAAGUAAAACACAAGACAGGGCUUAUCUUCGAAGCAGCUAUCAGCUCUGCGCAAUGCUGAAAACUUGGAGUGGACAUGUGAGGAUUGUCGUAAAGAAUCGCCUCAUCGUAAGUCUCAUAAUUCCGGAGGACGAUGACGAUGAUACUGAUGGGAUUCAGCUGGGUGAAAUCGGUUCGACAGCGAUGAGUAAAUUACUUCGUGAUAUCUCAUUUGAGGUAAAGAAAGCAGUGAAGAUGGAACUGGCUUCUGUGAACGAAUCGUUAAGCUCAUGGUGUAUAAAAAUGGAUACUAUAAAUGCUACACUGGAAAUCCUAACUGAGAAAGUGAAAGACUUGGAGAAGAAAAACAUGUACUUGACAAAUCAAAAUACCCACUUGGAAUUAAAAGUUAAUGCUAUGGAACAACAAAUCAGAAAUAUGGAACAAAAACAGUUGGAUAAUGUACUGGAAAUAACAGGAAUUCCCGAAGAUAAGGACGAGAACUUGGAAAAACUUUCAAGUAAACUAGCCUCGAAACUAAAAGUAGAGAAACGUCAAGCGUCAAUGGUGAAAAGACUGAAUGGCAGGGACGGUAAAGAAGGUGUUAUCCAGGUAGUAUUACAACAAAAGGAGCAGGUCGACCAGUGGAUCCGCGCUGCACGAACGGAAACAAUUGCUUUGGAAGAUAUAACUCCAAAUGCCCUUAAUCCUGAAGUAGCCAAGAGAAGAGUGUUACUUCGGCGUGCACUAACCAAAGCAAAUAAAACACUUCUGUGGCAAGCUAAACAAACCUUGAAGGAAACUUACAAAUAUAUUUGGUUCCAGGGUGGUAAAGUUUUGGCUCGUAAAUUUGAUAAUGACAAGCCCGUUAUCAUAAGAAGCUCAUGUGAUAUUGAUAAGUUGUCUUCUCAAAAAUAUCGAUAG
Messenger RNA from Parnassius apollo (apollo), 1437 nucleotides. NCBI's taxonomy places the organism in Eukaryota, Metazoa, Arthropoda, Insecta, Lepidoptera, Papilionidae. The record is from the annotation of a GenBank genome assembly.